AUGGCAGCUGUAACAGGAGCCAUCUCGGGAACGAGUACUCCCUUUCGGGACUGUGACUCUAGAAAUGGCUCUGACAGUACACCCAAACGAAGAACCCCUUCCCUCAACGGAAGUGCAACAUUUAGAAGAGUAUCUUCGCCACGGAGUGGUGCAAGUCCCCACAGCGUCUUGUCGGUGGAAGACAAAAUGGCGGCAUUACAAAAUCUAUUUUCUGAUAAAUUGUUGAUAACAGAGCUAAGAGGACAGCAUGGUGCAACUCGUAAAUUGGAAAAUGAUUACAAUCUCACAGAGGAGGACGAUGAUACUUUUACUGUGUCAGACUAUCCAACUGAUGGGCGUUACUCAAAAGAAACAGAUUAUGAAACAGAUCUUGAUAUGGACUAUGACGAGUGGAUACACGAAGAGGAAAUUCAGCUGGAGAAGGAUCAAACGGGAGAACGUAAAUAUAUUCACAUGUGCAAUGAAACCGGUGUUAUUCCGGUGUCCUAUUUUCUAAAACAUAUCGAGGACAAGGAGUUCCGGAUGAGAUUCCAUGGCCUCGGGCCUCUUGGUGCUAAAGCUAUUGCAUACCCUAUGAAGACGAACAAAAAAAUUGAGGUCUUAAAUUUAGAAGGAAAUUGGAUUCUCGGGGAGGGAUCGGAAUACUUAGCAAGGAUGUUGGUUGGCAAUUUCUGUAUAACAGAACUGUAUCUUGCAGAAAAUAGAAUAGGCAACACUGGUGCAGAAGCAAUGGCAGAUCUGUUAUCUAAAAAUGAUAGCAUUGUUACCAUUGAUCUGUCUGGAAACGAGAUCGAUGACAGCGGAGCCGAGAAGCUAUGUACUACACUUCUAAAAAACUCUUCCGUCAAACAUCUUUUCCUGGCAAAUAAUCGUUUGGAGGAGAGGGCUGGCAUAGCUUUGAGGGAAUUACUAUCACAUAAUGAAGUCAUCGAAACAUUGGAUUUGAGUUGGAAUCACUUCAGAACAAAGGGUGCCGUCGCACUUGGUGAAGGACUGAUGGAGAACUACGGGUUGCGAUGCAUGAAAUUGUCAAUGAAUGGAUUCGGCCUGGAUGGAUCAGAAGCUGUCGGAAAGGCUUUAAAGAUAAACCGCACCCUUAAGGAUCUAAACAUCUCCCACAACAGAAUUCCGGAGCGAGGCGCCAUCGUCAUCGCAACAGGAUUACAAACCAAUGAUUGUCUAGAGACACUCCGAAUCGGCUCCAAUCCUCUUGGACACAGUGGGCCGGUUGCCAUCAUUACAGAAGUCAGCAAAAAUGACAUGAGCUCAGUACAGACGCUAGAUUUCUCGAAUGUGUUGGUCACACCUGAAUUCACUGAAGUUCAGGAAAAUCUCGAGGCUGCACGUGCAAUGACCAUAACACAUGGUGGUAUCGUUGGAGAGAAAUAUGAAAUGGAUUAUCUGACCCAUGACCCCUUGGCAGAGUUCAGACGUAACCCCGUUAACAGAUUGUUUGAAUACGCGAGGGACACAGGAUAUCGACUUAUUGAUUUAUUCAAAGAUUUCGACAAAGACAAGAACAACUCUAUCAGCAGGGACGAAUUCAUUCUUGGCCUUAAGAGGGCAGGCAUGAAGAUCAGUGUCCGUCAAAUGGAAAUACUAUUAGAUAAACUCGAUACAAACAAAGACGGUUGCGUAGACUAUGGCGAGCUUAUCGAUGCAGACACAAAGUACAGACAGAAGCAGCGAGAGCUUAUAAGGAGCCAAAAUACCAAGUCCAGAGAGUCCCGACCGGAAUUUCGGUUAGAAAGAACCGAAUCCAUACUUACAAAGGAGAUGUUGGAGGGUCUUUGA
Ylistrum balloti is the source of this 1794-nucleotide messenger RNA. RefSeq names its product leucine-rich repeat-containing protein 74B-like. The record is from RefSeq and is a predicted model, not a curated record. Lineage: Eukaryota; Metazoa; Mollusca; Bivalvia; Pectinida; Pectinidae. Gene Ontology annotation, molecular function: calcium ion binding; protein binding. The transcript is spliced from 10 exons. Bases 1 to 1794 code for a protein of 597 amino acids.